CUCCUGCCUUUCAACAUGGCCGGCCCAAGCGCCAGGGAGGCCCGGGGGCCUGGGGCCCCACGCCUCGUGGCCGUGGCCGUGGCCGUGGCGGUGGCCGUGGCGAUGGCCGGGCUCCCUUCGGCAGCGGCAGGGCAGGAGGAGCACAGUCGGGUCCGAGCUAUGACCUCCUCCAACUGGACCCUGGUGCUGGAGGGGGAGUGGAUGCUGAAAUUUUACGCUCCAUGGUGUCCAGCCUGCCUUCAGACUGAAUCAGAAUGGGAGACUUUUGCCAAAAGUGGUGAAAUACUUGAUGUCAGUGUGGGAAAGGUGGAUGUUACUCAAGAACCAGGUUUGAGUGGCCGAUUCUUUGUCACUACACUUCCAACUAUUUUCCAUGCAAAGGAUGGAAUAUUUCGCCGAUACCGUGGUCCAGGGAUCUCCAAAGACCUUCAGGAUUACAUCUUAGAGAAGAAGUGGAAAGCAGUUGAGCCUCUGGCUGGAUGGAAAUCCCCAUCUUCUAUAAUGAUGUCUGGAAUGGCUGGGCUUUUCAGCUUAUCAGGUGGGAUACGGCAACUUCACAACUAUUUCACAGACACUCUUGGAAUUCCAAUUUGGGGUUCAUACUUCAUCUUUGUUGUAACCACACUUAUGAUUGGCCUUAUCCUUGGUCUGAUACUGGUUUUACUUGCAGACUGCUUUUGUCCACCUAAACCAAGAAUUGGAACAGAUCAGUCUGAGCUGAUUGAAAAGGAGAAGGACGUUAUUAUAGUUGAAGAUCUAGGAAUUUCCGAAGGAAGUAAAGACCUCUCAGAUGAAGAGGAGGAGAAAGAUGACCUUUCAGAGGGAGAAGAAGACAAAGAAGACCUUUCAGAACGAGAAGAGGAAAGAAGCAAUUCAAACGAUGAGACCUCUGAAGAGGACUCGGUGGUAGAUGAAGGAUCGGCACCUGAAGGUUCAGGGAAUGUCCCAGACCAGCAGGUGCCUGAUGGGGAGGCUGAAAGCUCAGUGAGGCAGCGCAAAAGUCAUGUUGCUGAUGGAGAACAGUAAUUUUUUUGUGAAGGUAUUUUCAGCAAACUGGACCAAAGAAAUGUGUCAGUUGCCCUUCUGGUCUACCGUGGAAGCCAAAUUCUUAAUCUGUCUUGCAUGAGCCAACUUCUCUCUUAAAAGCUUAUACAUAACCAACUUCUGGUCCUAAAAGGUAGUAACCAUCAUGUAGUAAUGAGAAUCUUUUAGGCAUGACAAUCAAAAUCAAAAAUAAGAUCUAUUAUUCUGCUUGGAGAUUUGUGAUGUGAAAAUCUGUGGGGUUCAGCUUGUAAUAGGUGACCAUCACUCCAUUUUAAUAUCCUCUAGAAACAUUGCUUCAAGCCCCAUGAGACGAAAGCAUACUUGACUUCACACAUCAGCAAUAACAAAAUGUGCCCUAAGAACUGUAGCAGAAGUCUCACUUCCUUAUUUGGUCUUGAGUACUUUUGUCUAACCUUAUGGAAAACAUCAGACAACACAGUCAGUCAAAAGGUAUUUAUUGAGAUAGAAACUGAGAGGUCCCUGAAUGUUAUCCUAGUAAAGGAACUGUGGGUAUGGCAGUUUAACUCUCAUCACUGCUCACUGAAGCACCUUCAUUAUGCUCCAUUGUUUCCUUCUCAUUUUUGCUUCUCAAUGUUUCUUUUGAAAACAUACUGAGUGCACUGUGACAACAGGGACUGGCCGUAGACUGGGCUUGCUACGUACAACACCAGCACUCUUCAGUUCCUGAGUAUUCAGAGGAGCAGCGUCCAAGUUCAUGUGACAUCAGCCAAGCUUAUUAUGACUUCAGGGGCUGAGAUCAUCAGAAACCACAAGCGAUGAAAUGUUGACCGGCAAACGCUGAAAAUGACGUGUCACCUUCAGAGAUUCAGAAGGAAGUGGUCAUUUAGCAGGAGGAGAACUUUUUUUUUUGGCCAAAAGGCAAUCUUCCCCCCCCCACCCCCUCUCAAAUAUUUCAUUGAGAAGUAUUCUUUUUGAAGCCAAUAAAUCCUCCUAGUGUUGCCAAUACAAGCAAGUCAUGUGCAGAGAGCUGCAGUAUGAUGUGGUACUGUUUCCAUCUCUAGAGUAGCUCCCUGGCUCCAUCUGAGCUACUUUAGUAAUCAUAACAACUAAAAAGCCACUUAUGGUUUCCUUGUUAGUGAAUUGACAGACCGGUGAAAGAACUGAGUGAAAAUCUAGAGCAGGAAAUGAGAGAAAUGGUUUCUUCUCUUCCCACCUACCCCUCAACUCUUUUUAAUCCUACAAAGAAAUGCGUCUUUGUAAAUCUCUCAAUACUUGACUUAUUAAAAGUAUCCAGGGGUUUAAUUGCUUUAAAAAAAAGACUUUCUUUUUACUUGAUUUAUUUUUUAGAAAAAAAUUGAGAAAAUCAGAACCAAGUUGUACAUAGUUUCUCAAGGUAGGGCUUAUCCCCUCUUUUUUUUUUUUUCUUUUUUUGGCUGCACCAGGGUGCAUAAUAAGGAAAGGAGCAGAAUUUUGUAAAAUCCAUUAAUUAUUUUGUCACCUUUAAAAAUGAAUUAGAUAUACAUCUGGCUAUUCAGAUUGCACUCUCAUUGGGUGAGCUAAGAACAAUAAUAUUAGUGUGGGAUUCUGAGAAUCUCUGCCCUCUUAUGGUUGAAUGAAGUAUUACAGGACUCGCACAAAACUAGCUUUUAUUUUUUAAAAAUAAAUAAAAUCUGAUCCUGGGACUAGUUUACAUCUUUUUAAAGUUAGUCAAGUUUUGUUGUUUGUUGUUGUUGUUGUUGUUGUUAAUCUUCCCUUCCUCCCUCCCCAGGGGGACAGGGUGUGGGGAAGGGGCAGUAGAAAAAUGAUGAUUAAAAAGAGAAUUUAUUUCAAGAAGUUGUAGGAUUUAUUUUAAGCUUCUACAGUCCCAUAGUUUUUAGGGUGUUUAUUUCAUGGUUUUGAUGUUGCAGAGUAGAUAUAGAAACAAACUUUUCAAAAGAAUGGGAAACACAUUUUAGUGGCUUCCUUACGUUUUAAAAAGGAUUUAAGGCAGUUAAAUGUUAUGUAUCUAUGUUUAUGUGACUAAACAUUUGUGUCCUAGGCAGCGAGCUUUUACUGACCAUCAGAGUAUGUGUGUCACAGGUUUAUGUCUUUUAUGAAGAUUGAUAUAUAUUCCUUUGAACUGUUUCAAUGGCUCAGACAGUGUCAUGCACCCAGUGGCACUUGAUUCAUAUUAAGUGAUCUUGAUGAUCAGUUACAUCUAUUUAAUGUUAAUGUUGUACUAGGUACUUAAUAUAUCCAAGAAAACAGACUUGAUCUUUACUCCCCAGUUAUUUAAAAUCUAGGGAAAGGUACCCUUUGAUGCUUUGGUACUUUUGUUCUUGAGAUAGCUAUAUAGUCUUAAGAGCUUUAGGAAAUCUCAAAGCUGUUGGACCUUCACUCCAUCCCUUGUUUUUUCUGGCAGGACUAUUAUUCAUCUCUCCUUAAGGGAGAUAACAUUUUCACAAUUACUUUGUGUCCCCAAUACCAGUGGUCUUUCUAAUUAUUUGAAAUAAACUUGGCCAAUAGAAAGGGCCCUGGAUUUGGGUUUGAAUUCUGGAUUUUCUACGUAAUACCCAUGUGACCUUUAGCAAAGGACAUCAUCUCUAUGGGCCUUACAGUCCUCAGAAAGAUCAGAGUAGAUUAUAUCCAGGUCCGUUUUCACUCUAUAUCUGUGAUCCUAUAAUUUCUAAAGUAUUUGUGUUAUGGUUCUUGUUCAGUCAUUUUAAUUGUGUCUGACUUUUGUGAUUAUGUAGAAUGCAUCUUGAUAUGAUAGGCAUGUGAUAGAGUAAUUGUGUUUUUGGAGUAAGGAAUAUAGUCCUUUAAAGUAGUGAGAGGAUAAAACAAAUAGUUCUUUGGAGAUCCUCAAACCAUCUUUCUACUGUAUUUUUUCAAAUUUUGUAGUUUAAACCUGGGUUUAUGGAUAAACCACUCUUCCCCUUAUUUCUCUAUUUGAAAAUGAAACAAGCCUUCCUUCCCCUACCCUCACUUCAAACUUUAAAGAAAAAUCAGAGGGUGGAUAUCAUUCAAAUAUGGAAGCCUUACAGUGCAAUCAUUGUUUAUUUCCAGUUCAUUUGAUCACCAUCUUAUUUAUAGGUCACCUAAAUUAUGUAAAGAAAUGAAAAAUAAAUGUUGUAUUAUCUUGAAAUUGUAGUUUCACCAGGGUUGGCUUUCAAAGAACAAUUCUGAAUUAUUUGCUAGCAAAGAAACCUUGUUUAUUUCUAUAGGAUUUCUGUGUGUGUUCUGCAAAAUUGCAUAUACUCCAAACCCACCACUUAAUUGCAAGGGGUGGGAGUGAGGGUGGGUUGUUUUGUGUUCUAAAGUCAGUCUGACAUUUUAUGAGUAGUAGAGAAAAUAUACUGUUUUAAGUGAUGGGAAAGGGGUUACUAAAAGGGAUAGGGGAUAGUCAAGACUGGGCAAGAUAAGCUAAGUAUAUGAUUUGUUUGUUGAAUUAAUGAUUAUAUCAUAAGAAGGCAAAUCAGGGUAGAGAGGGAAAAGAUGUAGGCUGAUGCUUUGUUCCAAAAUGAAUAUUUUGUUUCUCUUUGGUAUCCUUCAUAUCAAUACAAUAUUGAAGUGCUAUUUCUGCCAGUAUUAUAGAUGAGUAGUUUAUUCAACCUGCUGCAUUGCCAAGGUUUUAAAAAAUAUUUGCCUCUAUCUUCUGUGCCAACAGUAAAAUUGUUUUAUUGUUACAUUCUCUUUACCUCAUUCAUGUGCUUUGAUUCACUUGAGAAAACCACAACUUAUUUUGAAAAGUUGAAAUGUAGAAUUAACUUAUUCAAUAUAGUAUGUGUUAUUAUGUGAUUGAUUGGGACUGAGCAAUAGGAGGUCUUUGGGAAAAGCACGUCUCUCUUAACAUUAUUAAGCUAAUUACCAGCAUGUGAAAUGCAUAAACUAAGCUUUCUCCUAAUUGGAUUACUUACUAUAAAAAAAGUCUGAGGUAGAAGGUAACUAAUGUAUGUGAAUCAUGCAGCUUUGACAUUUUUGUAUUGGCUAUAAAUGUUGAAUGGUAUUUAUGUUAUGCCUCUUUUUUCAUGGAAAUGCAGUCUUUUUAUACUACAGUUUAGCAGACAUGCUAUUGCAUAUUUGUAUUGC
Molecule: messenger RNA, 5073 nt
Organism: Vombatus ursinus (common wombat)
Lineage: Eukaryota; Metazoa; Chordata; Mammalia; Diprotodontia; Vombatidae
Gene: TMX4
Product: thioredoxin related transmembrane protein 4
Exons: 8
Coding region: 16-1026 (336 amino acids)
Source: RefSeq, a predicted model, not a curated record